GAGGCGAAAAUAUAUGUGGGGCACUCUGACAAACUCCGACAGUCAUUCUAGUUAUCAGGUAACUCGUCGCGAUUUUCGACGUCACUUCGUCUCUGUCACCGUCUUCGACAUAUCACUCGGCGCGCUUCUUCCCCACAUCAGCGAUAGUUGCGCCAAGCAGUGCGGCAGUGAGCACGCCAAACGGUCGCCAAACUUCAAGCGACCGGCCGACGUCAAACGUCCGUCAGACGUCAGACGGCCGUCAGACUCCAAACAGGCUCGAGGCGGCCCGAAAUCACCUCCUCCCGUGUAGAGAGGAAGAGGGGAAGGGAGGAAGUAGAGGGCACGGGAGAGCGAGAGGAGGGUCCUCGCACCGCACCACACUGCAUCGCACCGCACCGCAUCGCAUCGCCUUGCACCAUGUUACGUUUCACGUGAGCAGCAUGGCGGGCAGCAGCAGUGGUGGUGCGACUGGAGGGUUGGAGGGCGGGGAAUGGGGGCAGCCGCGGUGGGAGGGGGGAGGGGAGGAAGGAGAGGCACGGGUACAGGUGGAGCUGUGCUUUGACGUGGGGUCGCCCUACAGCUUCGUUGCUCUCGAGAUUCUGCUCAGGUACCAGCACCUGUGGCGCCUGCACCUGGUGCUGCGGCCCGUGCUGCUGGGAGCGGUCCACAAGGCCACAGGCAAUGCCAUGCCGUCUGCCGUGCCGGCUAGAGGAGCGUGGUUGCUGCAGGACAUCGCGCGCACCACGGCCUUUGCCCGCCUGCCCCGCAUCUCUCCUCCACCUGGCUUUGGUUCGCCGCGCUUCACCACCCUGCCCUGCCAGCGACUGCUCACCGCCCUGGCUCUGCAGCAGGGCCAUGACUCGCCGCAGCUGCCGGUGCUCACUCGCUCUCUCUUCACUGCUAUCUGGACCACACCAUCCGCUGCCCACUCCAUCUCGACCACCUCCUCAUCCUCAUCCUCCUCCCCCUCCUCCUCUUCCUCCCCCUCCUCCUCUUCCCCCCCCUCCUCCUCUUCCUCCCCCUCUUCCGCCUGUACACCUUCCCUUUCCUCCUCUGCCGCGCCUGACCUCGACCAUGCAGCUACCACAUCUCCUCCUGCUCCUUGUUCAAGCAUCCAUCCCCCUCGAACCGACAUCGCAGCGCCAGCCUUUCUCCGCCACGCCUGCUGCCAGGCUGGCAUUCCACCGUCACAGCAGGAGGCCCUCCUCUCUGCUGUUGCCUCGCCUGCUGUCAAGCACGCUCUUGCUGCCAGCACACGGGCGGCCAUAGAGAGAGGAGCCUUCGGCGUGCCCACUCUCUUUGUCGCCCCCACUGCUCGGCCCAUCCGCCUCGCCACAGGCGCCACCCUCUCCCCCUCCCACCGCCUCAUGUUUUUCGGCUCCGAUCGCUUCGAGCAGAUGGCAUGGCUGCUGGGGUUGCCGUGGCACGGGCCGUGUCCCCCACAAGCAUCGCUAUAGAGCAGCAGUGUUGUAAAGCUCCAGCGAGCCACAGGCGGCAGGCACCCUUUCGCCCUCCCACCACCUCACGCUCUUUGGCUCGUGUUGGUUCGAACAGACGGCAUGGCUGCUGCAACUGCCCUGGCACGGUCCUUGCCCCUUCUAGCAAUGCUGUGGAGUUAGGGCUCUGCUUGGGAAGCAGGAGAGCUGGAGGGGAGGGGGGGUUGGAGGAAGGAGUUAAGGCAGGCGGUUGGACCAAGGCAGGUGUUGAAAGGUGUCUCUCGCAGUGCAACAGCCGACCACCCUGUAUGUAGACGCUGCGGUGUCUCAAGUAUCGUGCAGAACAAGUCGUCGCAGUGCUCUCUGCAGGUUAGCAGCCGUGCUUGGUUUGGGUGUGUAUGGUGAUAUGAACCACCUCGAUUCGUGCUUUGUCUAUUGUGCUUCCAAGCUGAGAGCAUGCUGAGCCGAAAGCCACUGUAGGCAGUGAGGUGAAAGCUCAAUGACACGAGUCAUUGAGGUGAGGCGAAAAGCUGCCCUGAGCAGAGAACGUGCUUAGAUUGAUUUUGUUAUGUACCAACCAAUGCAGAUCAAAUCACGC
Messenger RNA from Closterium sp. NIES-67, 2016 nucleotides. The record is from the annotation of a GenBank genome assembly. Lineage: Eukaryota; Viridiplantae; Streptophyta; Zygnematophyceae; Desmidiales; Closteriaceae.